This is a messenger RNA of Lachancea meyersii CBS 8951, 2196 nucleotides long. The record is from the annotation of a GenBank genome assembly. Lineage: Eukaryota; Fungi; Ascomycota; Saccharomycetes; Saccharomycetales; Saccharomycetaceae.
AUGGCUGGAAAAAAGAGUAAGUCUAGUGACAAGUCUGGAAACAACAAGCAGAAGAACGAAGUUGUGCAGGAUGAGCGUUUACAAGCAAUUGUGUUGACGGACUCGUUUGAGACCCGAUUCAUGCCGUUAACAGCUGUGAAACCUAGGUGUUUACUUCCCUUGGCCAAUGUGCCUCUCAUUGAGUACACUUUGGAGUUCCUCGCAAAGGCAGGUGCUAGUGAAGUGUAUCUGAUGUGUGCAUCCCACGCUGAUCAGAUCAAUGACUACAUCGAAAAGUCGAAAUGGAACAUGCCCUGGUCGCCAUUUCGUGUUUCAACAAUCAUGUCCCUCGAGUCUCGGUCUGUAGGUGAUGCCAUGCGUGAUUUGGACAAUCGAGGAAUCAUCACAGGCGAUUUCAUACUGGUCAGUGGGGACCUUGUUACCAAUAUGGAGUUUGACAAGGCUCUUGACUUUCAUCGCAUGAAGAAAUCCGAGGACAAAGAUCAUAUAGUAACCAUGUGUCUCAGCAGGGCAAGUCAGUUUUUCAGAUCUAGAUGUCACGAACCAGCGGUCUUCAUACUGGACAAGGCCAGCGACAAAUGUCUAUACUAUCAGGAUAUUCCCUUGGAAAACUCCAAGCUCAAAAACUCGAUUGCAAUCGAUCCAGAGCUCUUAGAGGGCGUUGACGAUUUCAAAAUUCGUAACGAUUUAGUUGACUGCCACGUCGACAUUUGCUCUCCUCACGUACCUGCUAUCUUCCAAGAAAACUUCGAUUACCAGUUUCUGAGAAGAGAUUUUGUAAAAGGUGUGUUGACCAGCGACUUACUAAAAAAGAGCAUAUACGCAUUCAUUACAGAGGACUAUGCUGCCCGUGUUGAAAGCUGGCAAACGUAUGAUGCCAUAUCCCAAGAUUUUAUUGCCAGAUGGUGCUACCCUAUGGUUCUGAACUCGAAUCUACUUGACGAUCAAACAUACUCUUACGAAUCCGAGCAUAUCUACAAAGAGAAAGAUGUGGUGCUAGCACAAUCGUGCAAAAUUGGCAAGUGUACUGGCAUUGGAUCUGGAUCCAAAAUUGGAGAAGGUACCAGCAUUGAAAACUCUGUAAUUGGGAGGAACUGUCAUAUCAAGGAGAAUAUCGUAAUAAAAGACAGUUUUAUAUGGGACAACACCACCAUCGGAAGUGAUUCUGUAAUUGAGCAUGCUCUGGUGGCUUCAGAUGUCAAGAUCGGAUCCAAAGUUGUCGUUCAAGAUGGCUGUGUCAUCGGCUUCAACGUAUUUAUUGACGAUAACAUGGUUAUCCCGGUGGGUACAAGACUUUCCGAAACAUUUGUUGAGAAGCGCGUCUCUCAAUUUCUGGACAGCGAGUCUUAUAGCGACGACGAAGAGGUUGUUUCAAAUGGAAAAUCUACGAAUGCGCUACCUGCAGUAAAACUGGUUGGCGAGGCAGGCGUUGGCUACGUAUACGAAAGCGACGACGCAUAUGACGACGACGAUAGCAGUGUGUUGGACGACGGCACAAAUGCUCUCACGCAUCGUUUCGAUGACAUGUACUUGAGUGACACAUCUAUUUCAUCGCUCUCAGUCAAGCCCAAGAAAAAGCGCAGAUCUUCCACGAGCAGCGCCACGACGUUUGCCGGCCGCGACGAGGAGUAUUACGACGACGACAAUGAGGACGAAGACGAGGAAGACUUUGCUGCGGAGGCUAUUGCUACGGUGGAGAGAGCAAUGGAGAACAACCACGAUAUUGACACAGCGCUUUUGGAAUUGAAUACCUUGAGAAUGAGUAUCAACGUUACCUACCAUGAGGUCAGAUCUGCCACCGUGGUGGCUCUACUGAGACGUGUCUACCACUUUAUUGCUACGCAGACGCUUGGUGCCAAGGAUGCUAUCCAGAAAGUUUUCGGUCAAUGGGGACCUCUAUUUAAGCGCCAGGCUUUCGACGAGGAGGAGUACGUGGACUUGGCGAAUUUGAUUUUGGAGAAGGCCGUGGCCCAGAACUUCGAAAAGCCCGAGUUUAUUGUUUUCAGUGCCCUGACGUUCCUAUAUGACGAGGACAUUCUUGACGAAGAUGCCGUUGACGCGUGGUGGAACCAGGUCACAGACGACCCGGCCUACGACCAGGCGAAGGUGCUGACCGCCAAAUGGGUUGAGUGGCUCAGAACUGCCGACGAGCAGUCCACGUCCGAGGAAGAGUCGGAAGAGAGCGACAGCGAGUAA